Volvox carteri f. nagariensis is the source of this 757-nucleotide messenger RNA. RefSeq names its product flagellar protein UNC119 (gene UNC119). Gene Ontology annotation, biological process: lipoprotein transport; cilium assembly. Gene Ontology annotation, cellular component: cilium. Bases 31 to 582 code for a protein of 183 amino acids. Gene Ontology annotation, molecular function: lipid binding. The record is from RefSeq and is a predicted model, not a curated record. NCBI's taxonomy places the organism in Eukaryota, Viridiplantae, Chlorophyta, Chlorophyceae, Chlamydomonadales, Volvocaceae. The transcript has 8 exons.
CUAAGAAUUUCGUGCCGGGGGACUCACAAUAUGUCGAACAUUACCCCGGAAGUUGUGUUGUCAUACGACAAGCCAACCAGGGGUUACCUUUGUCCUCUGAGCGCAAACACCUACGGGAUAGAGUUCCUGAAGUUCGAAAUUAAGGAUUACGACACCAACCGUGUGGUUUACCAGGUCGCCCGCGAGCCUGACCCCGAGCCGCUGCCGGAUACGCUUGACCCUGAGGUGGAGAACUUGAUCCGCAGCGUAAAGUACACAUUCCCAGCCAGCUUCCUGAAGUUCAAGACCGUCAGGACGCUACUCGAGUUUUGCGUUGGGCCACAGCCAGUAGGCAACCUCCGCAUGAUUGAGCGGCAUUUCUUCAAGGACAAGUUGGUGCGCUCCUACGAUUUCGAGUUCGGCUUCUGCAUUCCCAACAGCACGAACUCCUGGGAAGCAAUUUACGACGUUCCAGAGCACUCCACAGCAAUGGUGAACGACUACGUUACCCAUCCCUUUGCACACAAGUCUGACAGCUUCUACUUCGUUGACAACAACCUUAUCAUGCACAACAAGGCUGAGUACCAGUACGUCAGAGAAUAAAGGACGAGGGAGCAGUGCAUGGGGCCACAGCGUUUUCAGUGUGUGGGGCGCCGCAGCGGCGCAUGGCAGCUGUUGAUUGCAGCGGAUGGCAGGCUGGCGUAAAACCCAUAAUUAGGCAUGUAGGUUAAAACGGGAUGACAGCGACCAUGUCGGUGCUGCGUGGUAUGCGGCGGAU